GACUAUAUAUAGCUGUUGGAUUAAUAAAGCUAGGGUUUUUAUUCUUUUUCUUUUGGGCUAACAACACAAUUACUGGAUCUCGAGGAGUAAACGAGCAAGAGGGAUUUUAACUCUGUAUUGGAUUUUCUUCUAAAACCCUUAGGUAGUUCGAGUACUUGUGCAAACCCCAAUUUCACCAUUUUGUUCCAAUGGCUUCCAACGAUACUGCGUCUUCAUUGGAAAAGGAACAGAUCUUUAGUAUGGCAGAGAAAGAAAUGGAAUACAGAGUGGAGUUAUUUAACAAGCUUACACACACGUGUUUUAACAAAUGUGUCGAGAAAAAGUACAAGGAAUCAGAGCUAAAUAUGGGUGAAAACAGUUGCAUUGAUCGUUGUGUCUCAAAAUAUUGGCAUGUGACUAAUUUAGUUGGCCAGCUGCUUGGUUCAGGUCGACCGGGAAUGUGAAAAACUUGUCUACUCUGAUUUUUGUUCGUAGAUACAAGCCUUGAGUUGGUGCCUGAUGACAGUGAAAAUUGUGAUUGCUCACUGUAGUGGUUUAUUUAUUUUAAUGUAUAAGAACUGGUGGCAGUUUUUAACUUUUGCUGCCAUUUUACAGCUUAUCAUUUAUUAUGAAGAAUUUUCCUUCCAUAAAUCACCACUUUAGCCAUAAACAUUGCUCAGAUGAUUUGAGAAGAAUUGGUGGCAGUUUCUAUUCUAGUUUGUUACUUUAAUAAUAUAAUUGAAUUAUUUUGAUUAGAA
This is a messenger RNA of Cannabis sativa, 737 nucleotides long. Its product is annotated as mitochondrial import inner membrane translocase subunit TIM10. The transcript is spliced from 6 exons. Gene Ontology annotation, biological process: protein insertion into mitochondrial inner membrane. The record is from RefSeq and is a predicted model, not a curated record. Gene Ontology annotation, cellular component: mitochondrial inner membrane. The coding region runs from base 189 to 443 and encodes 84 amino acids. NCBI's taxonomy places the organism in Eukaryota, Viridiplantae, Streptophyta, Magnoliopsida, Rosales, Cannabaceae.